AUGUCAGAAUAUAUGAAAUUCCUGGCUCCUCUGUAUCAAGUAUUUCACAUGAAAGUUGUGGGAUUUUGCAGAUCAGUUCCUAUUGUCGAAUUCUACAAACGUAUGGAAGAUAACUGCCUUUUAUAUAUUAAUGAUGAAUUGAUUCUUGAAUUCACGAUACCUAUAAACGAUGGCACUUCAAAUAAUUGUCCAGCUUUCACGCAACCAAAUUUCCCUCUUAAACCUCCGAUAGUACCUGAAGAUAAUUCUUAUUUCGAUGUACAUGUAACUAUGGCUGCUGCACCUGAUGAUUUUACUGUACAGCCGUUGUGUGAUGCAAUUAAGCUUGACGUUUUAAUGCAGAAAUUGUUAAGUGCUUGCGAAGCUUACUGCGGUGCUAAGCUCACGUCAGAGAGUAUCAAAUUGGGAGAAGUUUAUGCUGUUCAAAAUUCGGAUGAUGAUACAUGGUUUAGAGGCUGCGUUUUUGAAAUUAUAAGCGACAAUAUUUUUGUUGUAUAUGCUUGUGAUUAUGGCGAUUUUAGGGUUGUAUCAUUAGACAAUUUACAGCCUUUGCUUGAAGAAUUUUUGGAGCUACCAUUUCAAGCUGUCAAGGCUAAGCUAGUUGGCCUUUCACCAGAAAGAAAAGCCAACUGGACAGUAAAUGACAGUUUGAGAUUUUUGGAAUUGGUUGUUUCAAAAAGCUUCGUGUCUUUCAUUAAAAGCCGAGAAUUUGCUAAAAAUCUGCUUGGCUACGCUAUCAACGUAGAACUAAUUGAUACGUCGACGGACGAAGACGUUUACAUAGCCGAUUUUCUAAAUAAUACAAGAAAAGUUGAAA
This is a messenger RNA of Copidosoma floridanum, 817 nucleotides long. RefSeq names its product tudor domain-containing protein 7-like. The record is from RefSeq and is a predicted model, not a curated record. NCBI's taxonomy places the organism in Eukaryota, Metazoa, Arthropoda, Insecta, Hymenoptera, Encyrtidae.